Molecule: messenger RNA, 1555 nt
Organism: Nelumbo nucifera (sacred lotus)
Lineage: Eukaryota; Viridiplantae; Streptophyta; Magnoliopsida; Proteales; Nelumbonaceae
Gene: PAP2
Product: phytochrome-associated protein 2
Biological process (GO): regulation of DNA-templated transcription
Cellular component (GO): nucleus
Source: RefSeq, a predicted model, not a curated record
AGCCUACAGAAGGGCCAACGAGACUUCUCUUCUAUACAUCAACUAAAACCGGCUCGUUUAGAGGUCCCGAAAGCUUCUUUAUCCUGCUCUGCUCUCUCGACUCUGGUUCAAAUAAUCUCUUUCUUCUUCUUGUGCAUAUUCUUUUUAUGCUUUCUGGUUUCUUCUGUCAGGUACUUAGGUGCCUUUGCUGUUGAAGUUUAAUGUCUAGGCCCUUAGAACAUGAUUACAUAGGCUUAUCAGAGGUUUCUUCCAUGGAAGACUCUGAGAAGAUUUCUUCUUCCUCCUCCACUGUUUCUACCGAAGAGGAGGAGAAGAAAAAUGCACUAAACCUCAAAGAGACUGAGCUCAGACUUGGGUUGCCUGGUUCUGAGUCUCCCGAGAGGAAGGCUGAUGCUAGGGUUGGAAUUUCCCUCUUGGGGAGGACAGUGGAGGAUAAGAACGGCUACUCACUUAGUGUACUGAAAAAUUUUGUUUCUGGGGCUAAGAGGGGAUUCUCUGACGCUAUUGAUGAUUCUGGGAAAUGGGUUUUCUCUGGGGCGCCUAGUGGAUCUGAGGUUGAUUUGGGGAAAGGAGCUGUAUUGUUCUCUCCGAGAGGUGGAAAUGGUGGCAAGUCUCUUGCUGUUUUGGAAAACAGUAACCAGCAGCCGGCUUCGGCUGUUCCUGCGCUCAAAGACUUUGUUCCACCGUCGCCCAAGCCGGUCCAGGACAAGAAGCCCCAGAUUUCUGCCGCAAAUGACCAUGUUGCUCCUGCUGCGAAGGCUCAAGUUGUAGGAUGGCCACCAAUUCGAUCUUUUCGGAAAAACACCAUGGCUACCAACCCAGCAAAGAACAAUGAUGAUGCUGAAGGAAAGUCAGGAUCUGCUGGAUGUCUAUACGUUAAGGUUAGCAUGGAUGGUGCUCCAUAUCUGAGGAAGGUUGAUCUCAAAACCUAUGGCAGCUAUACAGAGCUUUCAGCAGCGCUUGAGAAGAUGUUCAGCUGCUUUACUAUUGGGCAGUGUGGUUCUCAUGGAGUACCAGGUCGAGAUGGGCUAAGUGCAAGUCGAUUGAUGGAUCUACUCCAUGGUUCUGAGUAUGUUCUAACUUACGAGGACAAAGAUGGUGAUUGGAUGCUCGUUGGUGAUGUUCCAUGGCAGAUGUUCACCGACUCUUGCAGAAGGCUGAGGAUCAUGAAGGGUUCAGAGGCAAUUGGACUAGCUCCGAGGGCCAUGGAGAAGUGCAAGAGUCGGAACUAGCGGCACCGCCAGGGGAUUGAAGUUGAAUGAAGCCAAAGGCAUCUCUUUUCAAGUGUUUUUUAAUCGGAGUACCUAGAACAAGGCCUUGGGAACGGGUUCUGAAGUUGGGUACUCUGUUUCCUAAUCAUAUAUUUUCUAUGUAACUUUGAGGUUUGAUGUCUUUCAUGGACUGGGGAAAACAAAAGACUUCCUUGUAGGCUGAAGCUGAACUGAAGGUAUCAUUCAUCUCUACGUAUGUAAAUGGUUUCUCUUUACUCUUGAGACCUUGUUUUCCAUCCAUUGACGAUGGAAAUUUUAAGCUAAAGAGAGCGUGAUUAAUGUCA